This is a messenger RNA of Oxyura jamaicensis (ruddy duck), 1479 nucleotides long. Its product is annotated as E3 ubiquitin-protein ligase TRIM7-like. NCBI's taxonomy places the organism in Eukaryota, Metazoa, Chordata, Aves, Anseriformes, Anatidae. The coding region runs from base 350 to 937 and encodes 195 amino acids. The record is from RefSeq and is a predicted model, not a curated record. The transcript is spliced from 3 exons. Gene Ontology annotation, molecular function: protein binding.
CGAAAAACUAAAACGCAGCCUCGAAGCAGGGCAAAGGGCGCAAUCGGAGCGGGCAGGAGGCGGCCGCGCUCGUCGCGGCCCCGUCUGCAGCCGGGAGAUUGGGGCUCUCCUCCCUCCCCGGCUGAUAAAAGCUGGCGAGGACAGAGACGGGACUGAGCUUUCGCUGAGCCUCUGCCAGAGAAACGGGGGAAAAAAAAAAACCCUAACGGGGGAAAAACCGAGCGAGGAGAAACAAGUGAGGGGGGGAAAAGCAGCUGGAGGAACCCCAAAACAGCCAAGAAAUACCCAAAAAGUUCCGAGAGAGGAGAAAAUCCCAGCGCUACCAGGUGGAGAGGACGCGGUGGGCGCGAUGGCUUUCUUCCUCAAACCCCGGCCGUGCACCUGGGACUUGGCUGUGGACUACAACGCAGCGAAACAGUUUCAAGUGGAUGUGACCCUGGAUCCGACCACGGCCGGCCCCGAGGUGAUCCUCUCCGAGGACCUCAAGGAGGCCACCUGGGGCAGACCGGGGCACCGGUGGCCGGCGGGCCCGGGCCGUUUCGACACGGAUCCGUGCAUGUUGGCCAACCAAGGCUUCACCUCGGGCCGUCACUACUGGGAGGUGAAGGCGAGCGGGCGCUUCUGGACCGUGGGGGUGGCUCGGGAAUCGGUGCGGAGGAACGGCCGGAUCCUCUUCAAACCCAACGCCGAGAUCUGGGGCUUGCAGAAGUACGACGAGCUCUGCGUGGCCCUCACGGCUCCCUCCAACACCUCCGUCCCGCUCCACGGCGGGGAGAUCGGGGUCUACUUGGACUACGAGGUGGGGCAGGUCUCGUUUUACGCCCUCGGCACCCGCCGGCGCGUCUUCACCUUCCGCGUGGCCUCCUUCAGCGGCGAGAGGGUCUUCCCCUACUUCUGCGUGCUGCUCUCCACCAUCAAACUGCCCCCCCGGGGCUGACGAGGCGGCGACGGGGGUCCCCCCGAAACCGUUUUGGUGCUUCCAGGAGAAAUGGAAACGCUCCUCAAUGCACCUCACCUCGUUUUAUUGUUGUUAUUGUUGUUAUUUUUCUUCAGGAUUUGGGGUGACGUCCACCAUCCAUAGCUCGUGGGUCUGCCUCACCUCAUUUUAUUUUUAUUUUUAUUUUAUUUUUAUUUUUAUUUUAUUUUUUUCUUCAGGAUUUGGGGUGAUGUUCACUAUCCAUAGCUCAUGGGUCUGCCUCCCUCAUUUUUAUUUUAUUUUUAUUUUUAUUUUUAUUUUAUUUUUAUUUUUAUUUUAUUUUAUUUUUAUUUUAUUUUUAUUUUUUUCUUCAGGAUUUGGGGUGAUGUUCACCAUCCAUAGCUCAUGGGUCUGCCUCCCCUCAUUUUAUUUUUAUUUUAUUUUUAUUUUUAUUUUUAUUUUUAUUUUAUUUUAUUAAUUUUAUUUUUAUUUUAUUUUUAUUUUAUUUUUAUUUUUUUUCUUCAGGAUUUGGGGUGACGUCCACCAUCCACAGCUCAUGGCUC